AUGUUACACCACUCUGUCAAUCUCUGGAACCUGGCGUUUUAUGCCCUCAUGGUCUUCAUGGCCACCCUGGGGCUAUGGGACGUCUUCUUCGGCUUUGAGGAAAAUAAGUGCAGCAUGAGCUACAUGUUUGAGUACCCGGAGUAUCAGAAAAUUGAACUUCCAAAGAAACUGGCAAAACGCUAUCCUGCUUAUGAAUUAUAUCUUUAUGGAGAAGGGUCCUAUGCUGAAGAGCACAAAGUUCUCCCUUUAACGGGUAUUCCUGUUCUCUUUCUUCCUGGUAAUGCUGGAAGUUAUAAGCAAGUUCGUUCUAUUGGCUCUAUUGCACUUAGAAAAGCCGAAGACAUUGACUUCAAGUACCACUUUGACUUCUUUAGUGUGAAUUUCAAUGAAGAACUGGUGGCACUGUAUGGUGGAAGUCUUCAGAAACAGACUAAGUUUGUGCAUGAAUGCAUUAAAACAAUUCUCAAGCUCUAUAAGGGUCAAGAAUUUGCUCCAAAAAGUGUGGCAAUAAUCGGUCAUUCUAUGGGCGGCCUUGUUGCAAGAGCAUUGCUUACACUGAAAAAUUUUAAACAAGAUCUGAUCAAUCUUCUUGUUACACAAGCCACACCUCAUGUUGCUCCUGUGAUGCCUUUAGAUCGUUUCAUUACAGAUUUUUAUAUGACUGUAAACAACUAUUGGAUUUUAAAUGCCAGACAGAUAAAUUUAACCACACUUUCUGUAGCUGGAGGAUUCCGGGAUUACCAAGUCCGUUCAGGACUGACUUUUCUACCAAAAUUAAGCCAUCAUACCAGUGCCUUAUCUGUUGUGAGUUCAGCAGUGCCUAAGACAUGGGUCUCAACAGACCACCUCUCCAUUGUGUGGUGUAAACAAUUGCAAUUGACUACAAUUCGAGCAUUCUUUGAUCUUAUUGAUGCUGAUACUAAACAAAUAACUCAAAAUCCCAAGAAGAAAUUGUUGGUUUUGAAUCACCAUUUUAUAAGACACCCAGCAAAACACUUUGAGGAAAAUCCAGCAAUAAUUUCUGACUUAACAGGGACAUCUAUGUGGGUUCCAGUAAAAGUGUCCAAAUGGACAUAUGUGGCUUACAAUGAAUCUGAUAAGAUAUAUUUUACAUUUCCCCUUGCAAAUCAUAGAAAAAUCUACACUCAUGUCUAUUGUCAGAGCACCAUGCUGGAUACAAAUAGUUGGAUUUUUGGCUGCAUAAACAGCACUUCUAUGUGCCGGCAAGGGGUUGAUUUAUCAUGGAAAGCUGAACUGCUGCCAACAAUUAAGUCUCUGACGUUAAGACUUCAAGACUAUCCAUCUUUGUCUCAUCUUGUUGUUUAUGUACCAUCUAUUCAUGGAAGUAAGUUUGUUGUAGAUUGUGAAUUCUUUAAAAAAGAGACAAGAUCCAUACAGCUUCCUGUAACUCAUCUUUUUUCCUUUGGAUUGUCUUCAAGGAAAGUGAUAUUAAAUACAAGUGGUCUGUUCUAUAAUAUAGAGCUUCUGAACUUUGGACAGAUAUACCAAGCUUUUAAAAUCAACGUGGUAAGCAAGUGCUCAGGAGCCAAAGAAGAAAUCACUAGUAUCUAUAAACUUCAUAUUCCCUGGUCUUAUGAAGAUUCACUAACCAUUGCACAGGUUCCAUCUUCCACUGAUAUUUCUGUGAAACUCCAUAUUGCCCAACCUGAUAAUGAUAGCCAUGUAGCAUUACUAAAAAUGUACACGUCAUCAGACUGUCAAUAUGAGGUGACAGUUAAGACUUCCUUUUCACAAAUACUUGGACAGGUAGUUAGAUUUCAUGGUGGAGCGCUUCCUGCUUAUGUCAUAUCUAGUAUCCUUCUUGCUUAUGGAGGACAGUUAUACUCUCUUUUCUCAACAGGUCAUUGUUUAGAAUAUGCUGCUAUGUUGGAUAAAGAAGCCAAACCAUACAAAGUUGAUCCUUUUGUAAUUAUGGUUAAGUUUCUGUUGGGAUAUAAAUGGUUUAAAGAAUUAUGGGAUAUGUUACUGUUACCAGAAUUAGAUGCCAUCGUUUUAACUAGUCAGAGUAUGUGUUUCCCCCUUGUAUCUUUGAUUCUUUUUCUGUUUGGAACAUGUACUGCCUACUGGGGUGGCCUACUCUCUUCUACAUCUGUGAGACUUCUUUCUUCAUUGUGGCUAGCUUUGAAAAGGCCCUCUGAACUUCCUAAAGAUAUCAAGAUAAUAUCACCAGACUUGCCCAUUUUGACAACUGUUUUGAUCCUCAUUAGCUGGACAACUUGUGGCGCCUUUGCCAUACUUCUUACUUAUCUUUACUAUGUGUUUAAGAUUGUUCAUCUGCAAGCCAGCCUAACAACUUUUAAAAACAGCCAGACUGUGAAUCCCAAACACUCGAGAAGAAGUGAAAAAAAAUCCAAUCACCAUAAAGACUCUGCAGUACACCAUCUCCGUUUAUCUGCCAGUGAUGCUGAAGAUAGUCUUUGCAUGCACAGUACUUUGAUUAACUUAUUAACAUGGAUUGUAUUACUCAGCAUGCCAUCUUUAAUUUAUUGGCUAAAGAAUCUUAGGUAUUACUUUAAACUUAAUCCUGAUCCAUGCAAACCUUUGGCAUUUUUCCUUAUUCCAACCAUGGCAGUUCUUGGAAAUACUUACACUACUUCAAUAAAGUCAAGUAAAUUAUUGAAGACUACUUCACAGUUUCCACUUCCUCUGGCUGUUGGUGUGAUUGCUUUUGGGUCAUCACACUUAUACAGGGUUCCAUGUUUUGUCUUCAUUCCUCUUUUACUCCAUGCAUUAUGCAACUUUAUGUAA
Messenger RNA from Rangifer tarandus platyrhynchus (Svalbard reindeer), 2769 nucleotides. Lineage: Eukaryota; Metazoa; Chordata; Mammalia; Artiodactyla; Cervidae. The record is from the annotation of a GenBank genome assembly.